This is a messenger RNA of Synchiropus splendidus (mandarinfish), 4064 nucleotides long. It is a transcript of the gene taok3b, whose product is annotated as TAO kinase 3b. Lineage: Eukaryota; Metazoa; Chordata; Actinopteri; Syngnathiformes; Callionymidae. The coding region runs from base 937 to 2253 and encodes 438 amino acids. Gene Ontology annotation, biological process: execution phase of apoptosis. The record is from RefSeq and is a predicted model, not a curated record. The transcript is spliced from 8 exons.
CCCAGCGGAAAAGAUACACUCUGACAUGGGAACGUCUCUGAGACCCUGAGCACCAACCGAGUGAUUCGGAGAGGUGGAGCUGGAGAUGAUGUAUUUUCUGUUCCAGAAUCCCUGCGUGGGUAUUUAUUGUGAUUGAUAGUACGUGAGUAAGUUUGCCGUCUUCCGUCAGUAGUAUUGCGGUGUCUCUUUAAAGGAAGGGGGAGUGUAGGAAGAGGGACAGAGAAAAGAGAUGAAUAGAAGGAACCAGAACCACCUACCAUGACCAAGUGCGCUCCAAAUGUAGGACAGAAAUUCGAGUGGAAUUCAAAGGGAACAUCAAGCGACAUCUUGGGAGGAAAACCAUGUUCGGCUGUGCCUUCUCAGACCCUCGAAUUUCCACAUCGGCUUCCACGGGCGAUUAUGGGAAGACGGGGAAAGUAUUUUUCCUCUCAAACAUUUCUUGCUUUCUGAAACGGAAAAGAAGAGUUGCAUCUUUCUUCGAGUAGAUUGCAUAAUCCUGUCAUUUACCCACUGGAUUGUACUCCUCUAAUUUUCGGGGGGGCGACGGAGCAAAUCCGACUUUUAAGGAGCCUGCGAUUGUUGAGCAAUGCCCUUUUCCGUGCGGAGGACUUGCAGACAGUAGCGGGGGAAGGAUGCCUCUGAGGCCGCGCUGCAUUCAGGGAGAUUGGGCAGGACUAGCAGCAGCAGCAGCAGGAGCAGCGGAGGGCCCGAGGAGCAGCCAGGACUCUCUCCUCCUUUUCCUCCCCCCUGCAGGAGCAUGCUGGCGUGAGGGAUGAGGCUGUGCACGGUGACACCAGGCCAGAGCUGCGGCCUACUUCUCACCACAGCCGCUCUUCCCACCGCAACACCACUGAACAUAUUGUCACCAUCAAAUCAGCAUCUUUGGUCAUCAGGUAGAUCCAGGAGCAUGAGCAGGACUUUGAGCUGCGGGAGCAGAUGUCUGGGUACAAGCGCAUGCGGCGGCAGCACCAGAAGCAGCUGAUCGCCCUGGAGAACAGGCUAAAGGCCGAGAUGGACGAGCACAAGCUUCGGCUGCAGAAGGAACUGGAGACACAAGCCAACAACACUUACAUAGAGCUAGAGAGACUCGCCAAGCGGCACGCCGCUCAAACAGACAAAGAGACAAAGUCAGUUGCAGCAGAAGAAAGAAGGAUCCAGCAACAGAUCAUCUCUCAGCAGAAGAAAGAGCUGACCACCUUCUUAGAGAACCAGAAGAAGGAGUACCGGCUCUGCAAAGACAAAAUCAAAGAGGAGAUGAACGAAGACCCUUUUACACCCAAGGAGGAGAAGCAGGAGCGACUGUCCAGGCACAAAGAAACAAUGCAGCGCUCUCAGGCCGAGGAGGAAGCUCACCUGCUGGACCAGCAGCGGCUCGUCUACGACCGCAGCUGCCGGGCGCUCAAGCGCCACAGUGUCAUCCGGAGGCAUGAGUUCGAGCAGGAGCAACUGAGGGAGGAGUUGAACAAGAAGAGGACGCAGAAGGAAAUGGAACAUGCACUAAUGAUCCGGCAGGAUGAAUCCACCCAGGACCUUGAACGUCGGCAGCUGCAGAUGCUGCAGAAGCUGAGAAUCGAACUCAUGCGACUGCAGCACCAAACAGAACUUGAAAACCAGGAGGAGUACAACAGCCGCCGGCAGAGAGAACUCCACAGAAAACACAGCCUGGAGCAGCGGCAGCAGCCCAGAAACCUCAAGAUGCUUGAGAUGCAGAUCAAGAAACAAUUCCAGGACACGUGCAAGGUGCAGAACAAACAGUACAAAGCUCUUCGGAACCAUCAGCUGGAAGUCUCUCCGAAAAGCGACCAUAAGGGCAUUCUAAAGAGCCUGAAGGAGGAGCAGACACGGAAGCUGGCCGUGCUGGCAGAGCAGUAUGAGCACAGCAUCAACGAGAUGAUGGCGUCUCACGCGAUGCGUCUGGAGGCAGAACAAGACAGAGAGGUCCAGGCCCUGAAACAGCAGCUCAAGCAGGAGAUGGAGCUCCUGGACGCCUACCAGAGUAAAACCCAGUCACAGAUGGAAACCCAGCAUGAGCGAGAGCUACAGAAGCUGGAGCAGAAGGUAUCCAUACGCAGAGCCCACCUAGAGCAGAAGAUUGAAGAGGAGCUGGCUGCUCUUCAGAAGGAACGCAGCGAGAAGAUCAAGCACUUGUUUGAACGUCAAGAGAGAGAGAUGAACAUUUUUGACUCAGAGAGUAGGAGCCUAGGCUUCGGAAGCCUGGGAUCUCUGGACUUCCCCAAAGAAGACAACAGAUGAAAGUGGAUUUCCCUUCACAGGACAUCGUACCCGUGCCCUUCUCCUCCACUUGACCGUUUGUCGCACUCACGCUGACAAAUCAGAACAAGCUUUUUUCUUUCCGAUGUCUUUGGUUGCAGGCGCGGCGUGCAAUGGGAACUUCUUAUUUUGAAACGGAGGAAAGUAAAAUCCACAACGACAUGCCAGUGAAGAGCCAGUGUUACUUUAAAUGUGUCCAGAAUACAACUUUUUUCUUCAUAUGCCAUUUCCUCCUUUUUGGUAUGAAUCGAAUAAUUCAGGAAAUUUUAGUAAAAUGGGCACUUUGAAAUGUCUAAGUAGAAUAACAUCCUGUUGAGAUGAUGAGUAAAUGUGUGUUGUGUGGAGGGACAAUGUGGAAUGUGAGCUACGGACUCCCCCCCGUGGUGUUAAGCUGCUUCGUCUUUUACUUUCCUUUACUUUGGAAUCAUUUUAUACGUUUAUUUUUGACUAAGUCUACUGCUCAGAAUGUGAAUACUACAAUUUGGGUCUUACACUGUCAUAGCGUGCUUAUGCAUACAGUAUACCGUGGUCCUUCACAUCUCAAGACAAACUCAAAUUUCAUCUGCGGGAUCAAUUGGCGUUAGCUUGUUUCACUCACCACAGUUUGGUACCCCACCUGGUAAAACUGCUUAUUAUUGCAUGCACUUUAAGGACAAAUUCAGGUUGUGAAGUGAAGCAUGAAUCUGUCAGAGAUUUUAGCUGUUUUGUAAAUAAAGUGGUCAUUUCCUUUUCUUUAUAGCCAAUGGAUACUGGACAUAAGCGCCAUAUUCUUAUUUCACAAAUGCCUUUCUUUAAGUUGUGCCUGAAGCAGAUUUCAGUUCUGUGUUUGUUCAAUCUCAUUUAUUGACUGACGCUGGCACUUUUGUUUCCCUUUUCAGGUCAUUUCAUCUGAACCUGUGAAUCAUUUAAUGUUCACUAAUCAAAGUUCUUGUAACGAAAAAUAGUGAGAAUUGUGCUGUAUAACUUUUGAUAUGAAUAUUUGUACUUGAGAAAAUAGAACUUCCAGAGACCCUGGUCUAAAACUGAUUAUGGAGCCGAACGAUAAUUCUUGUGCUUCACCUUUGUUUUUAUAUUGCAGAGAGACUGUCAGAUUAAAAGCUCAAUAUAUAUAUCUAUAUACAUAUGUAUAUAGAUAUGUAUAUAUAUAGAUCUAUGUAUUGCUGAGUAAAAUCACAAGAUUGUAUGAGGAGAUCCACAGUUUUCUAAAAUAUCCGUACAAGGAACGUGUGUGGACGAAUUGGAUCGGCGUUCUCUUGCCGUGUUCAUUGUAAACAGGUGAACAGGUUGCACAAUGUUUCCAUUUAAGGUGAAUGGAACAAUAAUUGUUUGGUGCUUAAUUUCUUAAACCACUUUUAGCCUUGUAGUUUUUUUUUUUUUUGUCUUGGAGAAAAAUUGAAUUAAACAAAAAACCCCAUGAGUCAAAGUCUGUCGGGAUUCUGAGUCGACUAGUGCGUUUGCGAUAAAUGUAAGCAGCAACAGUUUUUCGGCUCGUCAUUCUUCCUGUAGGGCUCAAUUGUUGUCACGUUCUGAUCAUUUAAAAUCAUUAGUGGUGUAGCAGACAACACUACAGUAUUGUUCGUUUGAUAGUCGCCAACACCGGUGCAGUAGGGCCAAUGACAUUUAAAUAAAAAAACAAGAUUGAAAUGUGGCUAAUGGGUCUUUAUUUUUAUUAUUAUUAAAAUAAAUGUGACAGGGAAGGUGAUAGUUUGUGUCUUACAUUUUUUUAUUAAUUUCAUUUUAAUUUAAUAUUUUUUUAACUUCAGAUUUCAGCAUAAUUUCGCACAUUCAAUCUC